UGUUUUGCUACAGGUUUCUAGACUAGGUUUGGUCAGGAUGAUUGUACCUAAAUACUAUCGAUAUAGUGUGGAGAUGGUAAUGCCACUGUAAAAAUAAGCCAUUUUAGCCAUUUGCUUUCACAAUAGUGCCAUUAGCAGUUUGGGCGAACACCUCUACUGUUGACAUAGGGAUGCUAUUUUAAGCUUAUUAUGGCAGGGGGUGAACACCGAAAAAUGUAUAAUCUAUGUAAAACUAUCAGAAAAAUGGGCUACGUAAAGGACACAAAAUAACGACAACUCUCCUGUUAUUAAUCCAUUACGAGACAUAAUGCAAUCAGUUGAGAUAAGGUACGGGAGACUACAUAUCCCAUCAUGCGCUAGGACCAGAAAUGACGAACCAGAGCUGUCAGGUGGUUAAUGAGACCUGGCAAGAUGGCGAUUUUUAGUGUAUAUGUCGUGAACAAGGCUGGUGGGUUAAUUUACCAAUUGGACAACCAGAGUCCGCGAUCGGAAUCCGAGAAAACCUUUAGUUUUCCUUUGGAUCUGGUGCUUAAGGUGCACGAUGAGCGAGUUAUUGUGUCUUUUGGCCAACGUGACGGAAUAAAAGUUGGACAUGCUGUGCUGUCUAUUAACGGGAUCGAUGUGAAUGGCAGAUAUACAGCAGAUGGGAAAGAAAUUUUGGAAUAUCUUGGUAACCCUUCUAACUAUCCGUUGUCCAUUCGGUUUGGUCGACCUCGGCUCACUUCCAAUGAAAAGCUUAUGCUGGCUUCGAUGUUUCACUCAUUGUUUGCUAUUGGAUCUCAGCUCUCCCCCGAGCCAGGAAGUUCUGGCAUUGAGAUGUUAGAAACUGACACAUUCAAGCUACACUGCUUUCAGACAUUAACUGGCAUUAAGUUUAUGGUUUUGUCAGACCCCCGCCAGGCUGGAAUAGACACUCUCUUACGCAAGAUCUAUGAAUUGUACUCUGAUUAUGCUCUUAAAAAUCCAUUUUACUCUCUGGAGAUGCCCAUCAGUAAAGCCUUCUGUCUGUUGCAGGUGUGAACUCUUUGACCAAAACCUCAGAUCAGCUUUGGAGGUAUCAGAGAAAGCAGGAACAUUUGGACCUAGUUCGUGAGCCUUUCUAGGACAA
Messenger RNA from Xenopus tropicalis (tropical clawed frog), 1108 nucleotides. It is a transcript of the gene trappc4, whose product is annotated as trafficking protein particle complex subunit 4. The record is from RefSeq and is a predicted model, not a curated record. The transcript has 5 exons. Lineage: Eukaryota; Metazoa; Chordata; Amphibia; Anura; Pipidae. Gene Ontology annotation, biological process: vesicle-mediated transport; endoplasmic reticulum to Golgi vesicle-mediated transport. Gene Ontology annotation, cellular component: endoplasmic reticulum; TRAPP complex; Golgi apparatus. Bases 397 to 1020 code for a protein of 207 amino acids.